Molecule: messenger RNA, 3327 nt
Organism: Moesziomyces antarcticus
Lineage: Eukaryota; Fungi; Basidiomycota; Ustilaginomycetes; Ustilaginales; Ustilaginaceae
Product: kinesin-domain-containing protein
Exons: 1
Coding region: 1-3327 (1108 amino acids)
Biological process (GO): microtubule-based movement
Cellular component (GO): nucleus; microtubule; kinesin complex
Molecular function (GO): microtubule binding; microtubule motor activity; ATP hydrolysis activity
Source: RefSeq, a predicted model, not a curated record
AUGCCCAAAUCAUCAUCCAGACACGCAACCCCCGAUAACGAAAACGAUGCUAGCCUCGCAACGCCAAGGGCAAAGCCCCAACCGCAUCUCUUGCCCUCGCGCGCAAGCAUGACCAACAUCACAAACUCAAACAUCUCCAAACGCAUCCUACCGCCUCACCUCCAGUCCGCUUCCAGGCCAAAGCUCGCCGCCUCCGCCUCCUCCUCCCACAUCCGCAGCUCGGCAUCCUCAUCCUCCUCGGCCGCCACAGCAGCAGCCACUCCUCAGCCAAGGAGGAAGCGCACAGACGCAGAGCCCGCCAUGGUCACUCCGCGUCCCAAAUCCUCCAUCCGCGGUCGUCCUUCCGACCUGCGCUCCAUGCACUCCGUCGCAGACAUCUCCAGGCUCACGGCCGCCUCCGACGACUCCUCCCGCCUCCUCGACAUCGAGCCCAUCAAGGCCUAUCUCCGCAUCCGCCCUCCGCCCGCAGAGGCCACUGCGCGCCCUUACAUCGAAGUCGUCAGCGACACCGAAAUCCUCAUGCAUCCCCCUGCCCAGCACGCCUACCCAACUGGCAUCCCCGCCAGCCGAUCCCGCACCACCAGCAUCGCUCCCCCGACCAAAUACAUCUUUUCCAAAGUAUUUGGCACCCAGCACGACCUGCCUUCCGCCGCACAGCAGGAUCAGUCCCAGGCCGCCUUCUUCAAGCACACCACCCUUCCGCUCGUCAACGCACUCCUCCAGGGUGAGAGCGGCCUCAUGUUCACCUACGGCGUCACCAACUCCGGAAAGAGUCACACCGUCAUGGGCAACUCCUCCCCCGGCGGCGCAGGCAUCCUCCCGCGCGCCCUCGACGUCAUCUUCAACUCCAUCAACGACCUCGAAAGCUCCGCCAGCAUCGAACCAUUUGGUGCUUCCGGCGUGAGACGUCUGGAAAAGCGUACCGCACACCCAGACGCCUCCCCCACCCUCGGCGUCAACCCAUUCAUGAUCCCCAGCGUAUCCCGCAGGCUCCUCGCCGAAACCCCCGCCCGAUCCGCACGCCCCACGAAGCUCAUCGAGCACGACGACACCAAGCUCACCGUCGAUCGCAAUCUGCGCUACAGCGUCUUUGCCAGCUACGUAGAGGUCUACAACGAGAAACUCUUUGACCUCCUCGACGUAUCCCCCGGCGCCACCAUCGGUCGCUCCGAAUCCGUACGCGGCUCCAAUUGGAGCCUCGCCAACAUGGCCAACGCCGCUCCCUCCUCCCUUCCCUCCAGCGCAAGCAGCAUCACCCUCAACAGGAAACCCCUCAGCCUCAAGAGGGACCACGAAACUGGCGCCAAGUACGUAGACGGUCUGCGCGAGAUCAAGAUCAACUCGGCAGACGACGCUCGCGACCUCCUCCAUCGCGGCCAAGAGAACCGCGCCGUCUUCGGCACCAUGGCCAACCGCGCCAGCUCCCGAUCCCACGGCAUCUUCACAAUCAAGAUCGUCCGUCACCACGGCGGCCUCGCAAACCUCUCCGACGACAAUCUCGAUUCCUUCUCCACCGCACGUCUCAGCAUCGUAGACCUCGCAGGCAGCGAACGCGUCGCAAACACCGGCCUCUCCGGCGGCGAUCGUCUCAAGGAAGCGGGCAACAUCAACAAAUCCCUCAUGUGCUUGGGACAAUGCCUCGACACGCUGCGCAAAAACCAGAUCCGCAUCACCGGCACCACCGAAGGCGGCCAGGCACAGACCGUCAAGCGCCGCCUCAGCAUCGUCCCCUUCCGCCACUCCAAGCUCACCGAACUCUUCCAGAGCUUCUUUGUCGGCGAGGGAAAAGCCGUCAUGAUCGUCAACGCAAACCCCUACGACACCGGCUUCGAGGAGAAUGCACACGUCAUGCGCUUCAGUGCCAUCGCGAAGGACGUCGCCGUCGCCCGCCCCACCGCUCCCAUCACAAAGAUGCUGCCCCCUCUUCCAGCACACAAGGAGAAUGCCACCCCUGCCUCGCGUGCCCUCUCCAAGUCAAAGUCCAGCGUCGAAAUCGCCUCCUCCGACGUCGAGACCAGCGCGAGCGCAGACGUCACCAUCAUCGAGGACGACGAAGACGCCGACGACGACGACGAGCACGACCCCUUUGUCGACAUGCUCGUCGAAAAGCACGAAGAGCUUCGCCAAAAGCUCUACGCCGCCGAGCUCCGAUGCGCCACCAUCGAAGCAGAGGUCCGCAGGGAGAUGGUCGACCAGAUGGAGCAGAGGUUGCUCGAGAUGGAGGACUUUUACAACCGUCGCAUGAUCAACGAUGCGGAGGAGAACGCCCAAUUCAUGAACCGCAAGAUCGACCUUCUCGUCAGCACCAAUGCGCGCAACGAGCCCGAUCUCGUCGACGACAGCGACGCCGACCAGUCCGAAUACACCGACGAUGACAGCGAGUCUGGCCACGAAGAAGAGGCCGAAGUCGAAGGCACCCUUGCUGCGUCCAAGCCAUCCGGUGUCGACCACAGCAUGAGCGAGAUCAGCGGAGGCGAAAGCGUCUUUGACGAUGCUACCGAGGGCGAAAUCUCGCGUUCGCUGCACGUCGACGACGACGACGACGACGACGAGGAUGCAUCGGACAAUGAAGAAUCAGCCAUUCUCAAGCCAGGAAGGCAGACUCGCGCCGCACUCGUAAAUUCUGCGAUCAGCAUCUCGUCCGGCGAUUCCAUGCCCAACGUAGACGAAGACGACGCCGACCUCAGCCAGGCUAGUGACGAUGACGAGCCCAUGUCCUCGGACGGCAGCGAUGCAGAGGACGAAGAAAGCGUCGAUCUGUCCGCAGCCCAAGACUCAGAAGACUCAGACAGUGACGCCGAUGAUCUCGUCACGCGUUCUUCGCCAGAGCGGGGCGUGCGAGUGACCGAAGUUUACGUCGAGAUUCCUGACGCCAGGGACGAGUCGAUGCACAGCUCGUCUGCCGCCGCCGAGUCCUCUGACUCGUCCUUUGACCUCGACGUCGAGUCGGAAAGCGAAGAAGAGGCGCCUCGCCCACCUCCUCGCAGAAAGUCCGGACGUCCCAGCACCGUCAACUCGGCCCGCAGCAGCACCAGCACCACCAACACGGCGCGAGGUAGACGCUCGUCCAACAAGUCGCGCAUCGCCCCGCGCGACGCAUCCAUCCUGGCCGAGGCGAGCGCUCUCACCGAUCUCAGCGAUGCAAGCAUGGUCGUCGAAGAACGCGUCACGCCCAAGAAGAAGCGCAAGUUGCGCAAUAAGACCGCCAUGCAGGAGGACGACUACGUCGAACAGAUCGGCGACUCGAGCCUGGUCGAGGCCGUCUUCCAGAACGCAUCCAGCAACAGAGCCUCGCGCAGCUUCUCCAGCAGAAAGUCCGGACGUUGA